AAAGGCAUAACAGCGGAAGUAGAAGCCAAAUGUGGGGUUUUUUUGUCUCCUGAAGUGGAAGGGGUGAGGCCCUUCCCUUCCUUUGAGAAGAAGGACCCCUUCAGGAAUUGAAACUUGGUUGUUGUUACUAUUGUUUUCCCCUGUUUGCCCAGCUUUAUGGAUUGUGGGGCUCUUAAGCGCCAGCUCACCCAACACCAUGCGGUGCCUCCUCCUCAGCCAAGACAAGCGUCAUGAUCCAAUUGUGCUACCACAUGGUACGACUGUAAUUCUGGGCAGGGGACCUGCGACGCGCGUCACUGAUAAGAAAUGUUCUCGAACACAAGUGGAAUUGCUGGCAAAUUAUACCUACCGAUCAGUUCGAGUCACACAGCGUGGGGUGAACCCGACAUCAGUGGAGGAAAUACAUCUGCGCUGUGGCGAUAGCACAACACUCCAGGAAGGAGAGACUCUGUGCUUAGUAAAUGGAUUGUACCCUUACUGCAUCCAUUUUGAGCAAGAUUCCAGCUCCUCAAAGAAAAACCUGCUACACUUCUUCGGUUCCAAACAUUCCCUGAAAGAAGAGAAGGAGGAUGACAAAAAGGCCCAAAUAGCCAAGCGGAUCAAGCCUUCCUCUCCUUCUGAGGAUGAGGAAGAUGACGAUGACUCCCGUGUGACUGAGAAGCUGAAGCAGCUGCAGGAGACAGCAGCUAGGGCAGAACAGGUCCUCCCACCACCUCAGCAGCAGCCUGUCUCCAAGAUGGCUCCCCAGCCCUAUGACUCCUGGGAGGACCAUGGCAAGCUCCUGGUCUUCACAAAGAAAGGAGUGGUGCCUAGCACUAAAGUGGCAGGCUUUGACCUGGAUGGAACCAUCAUCACUACACAAUCUGGGAAAGUGUUUCCAACCAGCCCUGAUGACUGGAGGAUCCUGUACCCUGAGGUUCCCCAUAAGCUGAAACAGCUUCAAAGUGAGGGUUACAAGCUUGUGAUCUUCACCAACCAGCUGGGCAUUAGCCGUGGUCGUCUCAGACCUGAAGUUUUCAAAGCCAAAGUGGAAGCUGUGAUUGAGCGGUUGGGAAUUCCACUGCAGGUCUUUGUGGCAACCAGUGCUGGCAUUUACCGUAAACCUGUCCUUGGCAUGUGGGAUCAUUUGUGUGAGAAGGCAAAUGGUGGCUUAGCAGUUUCUUUGCAAGAAAGUGUUUAUGUGGGAGAUGCAGCCGGGCGUCCACCAAACUGGGCCCCUGGCCAUAAGAAGAAGGAUUUCUCUUGCAGUGAUCGCCUGUUUGCUCUGAAUGCUGGGCUACCCUUCUACACCCCUGAAGAAUAUUUUUUGGGCUGGAAAAAAGCUUCAUUUGUGCUCCCCAAUUUUGACCCGCGGACCCUUGAUCCCAAGGCAUGCCUAUAUGAUCCUCCAGAGGCUUGCCUGGCUUCAUCUUCCCCAGAACUGGUUGUGGCUGUUGGCUUCCCUGCUGCUGGCAAGUCAACUUUUUUGAAGAAACAUUUGGUCUCUGUUGGUUAUGUUUAUGCCAACCGGGACACACUUGGUUCAUGGCAGAAGUGUGUAGCUCUGUGCCAGGCAUCACUGCAAGCUGGGAAGAGUGUAGCAGUGGACAAUACCAAUCCUGACGUAGAAUCUAGACACAGGUAUAUUGAGUGUGCCAAGGAGGUGGGUGUCCCCUGCCGCUGUUUCCUCUUUACUGCUUCAUUGGAACAAGCCAAGCAUAACAACAGAUUUCGGGAGAUGACGGAGAAGGGCCAUGUGCCUGUUAAUGAUAUUGUUCUGAACACUUAUAAGAGUAAAUACAUGGCACCAUCAUUAGAAGAAGGCUUCUCUGAAAUCCUCAAGAUUCAUUUUGUACCUAAGUUCACAGACUCUCAAAUGGAAUCACUGUACCGUCAGUUUUCAGAAGGAUGACAGCAAACUAACAGUGCAUCAGCAUCCUGGCCUUGCUAUUUAACACCAUGUCUGACCAGGCCCUUAGGAAAUGUGCUCCUGUUGCUAUUUAGGCAUGAUUAUGGAGUGUGAGAGCUUCCCCUGCUGGUCAGAGGGAAACAAGCAUAUGAUUGCUCCUUGCCUUUGGAAGAUUUUUUUUAGAAACCAAUGUGAAAUAAAGUUGUAUAACCUAAAUA
Molecule: messenger RNA, 2106 nt
Organism: Sceloporus undulatus (fence lizard)
Lineage: Eukaryota; Metazoa; Chordata; Lepidosauria; Squamata; Phrynosomatidae
Gene: PNKP
Product: polynucleotide kinase 3'-phosphatase
Exons: 17
Coding region: 197-1891 (564 amino acids)
Biological process (GO): DNA repair
Cellular component (GO): nucleus
Molecular function (GO): polynucleotide 3'-phosphatase activity; double-stranded DNA binding; ATP-dependent polydeoxyribonucleotide 5'-hydroxyl-kinase activity
Source: RefSeq, a predicted model, not a curated record